Phoenix dactylifera (date palm) is the source of this 2390-nucleotide messenger RNA. Its product is annotated as cell division protein ftsH. Gene Ontology annotation, biological process: proteolysis. Lineage: Eukaryota; Viridiplantae; Streptophyta; Magnoliopsida; Arecales; Arecaceae. The record is from RefSeq and is a predicted model, not a curated record. Gene Ontology annotation, molecular function: ATP hydrolysis activity; ATP binding; ATP-dependent peptidase activity. Gene Ontology annotation, cellular component: chloroplast thylakoid membrane.
CGUCGGUGAAAACGAUAUAACUCGCACUGGAUAAGCCUCGGAGAUGUAAGAAAAAAAACGAGCCUCUCUCGUUGCUCCCUCCUUAAUCCCAGGAGCGGAGUUGAAGGAGGGAAGCCCUGUUCCUGAGUCUCCAUCCGAAACAAAGAUUAGGUUAUUCAUUUGGUUCUCAAGGGAUAUAUAUGGGGCCUAUCUCGUUGAUUGCUAUCAAUGGAGCUAUGCGUCCUUAUAGCUGUUCUUUAAAAGAUCAGCCAAUGCUCUUGUACAGUAAUGGUUCCAGAUUUAGAGUGCGAGUAGGCAAGCUCUUGCCUCUAGGGAUGAAGCAUAGGGAUCUUUCUUCUUCCUAUUCGCUUUCUUGUUUUAGUUCUCAAUUGGAUUCUUUACUGGGUUUUCGUAAGAAAUCCCGAACUGGGAUGCAGUUUGCUAAGCCAGUUGUUGCGAAGGUUGAUGGAAAUAGCAAAGAGAGCUGUACCUAUUUGGGAAUGAAAGGGAAGCAGAAUUCAAGAAGGUGGUUUUCUCUGAGAUUGCGCCCGAGGCUGCGGUUGCUUUCAUAUAGGUUGAAGAGAAUUCCGAUCAGGGAGUUGAUAGAGGAUGCCAAGACCAUGUUGCACAGGAAUUCGAAGAGGGUUACUUUGUCGACAACGGUUUCUUUUGCGCUAGCUGUGUGUUUCUUAUUCUUGAAGUACACGGCGGUGCCUGCCUCAAAGGUUGUUCCAUAUUCUGAUUUGAUAUUGAAUCUUCAGAGCGGGCGUGUGUCGACUGUUCUUUUUGAGGAGAGUUCUCGCAGAAUUUACUUUAACAUGCGUAGUGAUAGCUAUGAGAGUUCAAAGUCGGUAGCGGAGGCAUCAUUGUCUGCUGAUGUUGCAUACGAGAGUGCAUUGACAUCGUCGGAGAGCACAGUGACUGCUGGUGGGAGGAGAGCUAGUUCUACUCCAAAGUGGCAGUACUCUACGAGAAAAAUUGACCACGAUGAGAACUAUCUUCUUGGUUUGAUGAGAGAUAAAGGAACCAUGUAUAGCUCUGCUCCUCAGUCUAUACUUACAUCACUGAGGAACAUUUUGAUCACAGUGAUUUCCCUAUGGAUACCAUUGACUCCUCUAAUGUGGCUGCUUUAUCGGCAGCUUUCAGCCGCCAAUAGCCCUGCAAAGAAGCGUCGCCCUAGUAACCAGAGGGUUAGUUUUGAUGACGUGGAGGGCGUUGAUGCAGCUAAGGAUGAGCUUAUGGAGGUUGUUUGUUGCUUACAAGGAUCAAUAAACUAUGACAAGCUUGGAGCAAAAUUACCUAGAGGUGUGCUGCUUGUGGGUCCUCCAGGAACUGGAAAAACAUUACUAGCCCGUGCAGUAGCUGGAGAAGCAGGAGUUCCAUUCUUUUCAGUUUCUGCUAGCGAGUUUGUAGAAUUGUUUGUUGGAAGAGGAGCAGCACGCAUAAGAGACCUUUUUAAUGUGGCAAAAAAAUGUGCACCAUCUAUAGUAUUUAUUGAUGAGCUGGAUGCAGUGGGAGGGAAGCGUGGUAAAAGUUUUAAUGAUGAGCGAGAUCAAACAUUGAACCAGUUGCUGACAGAAAUGGAUGGAUUUGAGUCAGACACCAAAGUGAUUGUCAUUGCAGCAACAAAUAGGCCAGAAGCAUUAGAUCCAGCUCUCUGCCGACCUGGUCGGUUCUCAAGGAAAGUUCUUGUUGGACAACCAGAUUUGGAUGGGCGGAAAAAGAUUCUUUCUGUCCAUCUAAGGGGAAUACCUCUGGAGGAGGAAUCCCAGAUUAUUUGCAACCUUAUUGCAUCUCUCACCCCAGGCUUUGUUGGUGCUGAUCUAGCCAACAUUGUAAAUGAGGCUGCUCUGCUAGCUGCUCGAAGAGGUGGUGAGACUGUGACCCGAGAAGAUGUAAUGGAGGCAAUUGAACGAGCUAAGUAUGGAAUUAAUGACAGACGAUUGACACCCAGUACACUAAGCAAGGGUCUUGGUAAAUUGUUUCCAUGGAUGCCUUCUUUAGUGGGAAGGGAUGGACCACGAGAUGAUGGUUUAGGAAAUGUGAUGGGCUACCAGGCUUUAAGCUAAUGGUAAUCAUGUUGAGGAAACGCGCUAACAUGUUCCAAAGAGGAGGACAAGACAACAAUGCUGCCUCCGCUGAUGUGCAAACGAUGUGAAUCCAAAAGCUUUUGAUCAUAAAGACUAAGCAAGGGGAGAUACAUAGGUGCCCUCCCUGCUUGCUGAGGAGAGUCCUGGAGGGUCAAUGUUUCAAAGCCUAAGAAUUAUAUCUUAAGCGAGACGUUCUCAUAUAUUUUAUUCAUUUAAGUCUUAGUAUUCUUGCCAAAUUAAAGACCAGAUUCAUUUAAUUGUAACACAAGUAUCAUAAAUCCAAUCAUAAAUACUAUAAUCAAUUCAUGGUCAAUUCAAAUG